This is a messenger RNA of Peronospora matthiolae, 1992 nucleotides long. NCBI's taxonomy places the organism in Eukaryota, Oomycota, Peronosporomycetes, Peronosporales, Peronosporaceae. The record is from the annotation of a GenBank genome assembly.
AUGCGCGUUUUUGGGUGCCAAGCAUACAUCUUGACCCCGAAGGAGAAACGACUCAAGUGGGAUCCCAAGGCCCGGGCUGGAUUGUUUUUGGGCUACGAAGAAGUGUCCAAGGCGUAUCGAGUUUACGACAUCGAAGCGGGGCAGGUGAUGAUAAGUCGCGAUGUCAACUUCGAUGAGUCGGCCUUUGGACUGUCGAUGCUGAUUUCCGAUGACGAUGUUGAUGGCCUGGACUUCGAAUCGAUCGAUCUUGAUGAUGAAGAACCGCGUCCGAGACACUUCAAACAAACAGGAAAGCGCAAGGCCCAACCCAGUCACGACAAUGACGACGCAAGCAUGCCCCGAGCAGUGCGCCAACGACCCGGAUUGGAAGAGUCAAGUGCGCCGGAUGACCUCUCUUCACGUCGAGCCAACGAAGAUGAAGAAAGGAAGUCGGAGGAACAACAUGACACACCGACUUCCUCCGCGUUUUGGCAUGCGAGUGCAAACGCCGUUGAAGCAGCGGUCGAUUUUUCGGAGCCGUCGACAUUUGAAGAAGCAGUGUCUGGCCCGGACCAAUUACCCAACGGACAAAGCGCCAUCGGCACAAAGUGGGUCUUCAAGAUCAAGCGCAAGGCGGAUGGGUCGAUCGAGAAAUACAAGGCACGACUUGUGGCCAAGGGUUUUCGCCAAAAGUAUGGCAUCGACUACACGGAGACGUUCUCGCCCGUGGUCAAGUAUGUGACGCUGCGAAUGGUCAUCGCCAUUACCAAGCACUUUGGAUGGCCCCUCGACCAGCUCGAUGUGGUGACUGCGUUCCUGUAUGGAGUGAUGAAGGAGAAGGUGUUCUGCGCUGUUCCGGAAGGCGUCAAGAUGGAAGGUGAUUUCGACUGUCUCGAGCUGAUCAAGGCGAUCUACGGUCUCAAGCAAGCCUCGCGUGUUUGGAACGAGACCUUCGACGAGUUCAUACGCUCGAUUGGUUUUCAAGCGUCGGGAUUCGAUCCAUGUCUCUACAUCAUGACUUCGGAAGGCCAUUGUGUUUUUGUGCUGGUCUACGUGGACGAUGUCUUGGUGACUGGAAGCUCGCUCGAGAUGAUUGCGCGCACCAAGAACGACCUCAAGACACGCUUCGAGAUGACGGACAGCGGCAAGUGUGCCUUUGUUCUUGGGAUCGAGUUAUUGGACGGUGAAGAUGGCAGCGUGACUAUGUGUCAGCGCCGUUAUGUCGACGAUGUCCUCAAGCGCUUUGGAAUGGAUGAGUGCAAGGCUGUGGCAAGUCCGGUGGACGUCAGCUCUCGACUGGUUCCGAGCAACUCUGCAAGCAAGGUGGAUGUCCCAUUCCGUGAAGCAGUGGGUGCUUUGAUGCAUCUGACGACUGCAACGCGACCGGACAUCGCCUAUGCUGUAAGCUUUGUGUCACGGUUCAUGGAGAAACCCCAAGAAGAACACUGGGUUGCAGUCAAGCGCAUCUUCCGCUACCUACAAGGCACCAAGAUGCAUGGAAUCUGCUACAAGCCAAGUGCGAAGAUCGACUUUCGUGGCUAUUCAGAUGCAGACUGGGCCGGUGACCUUGCUGAUCGCAAAUCGACGUCCGGCUACGUCUUCAUGCUAUUGGGUGCUCCGGUGAGUUGGGGCAGCAAGAAACAGCCAAGUGUGUCACUGUCUACAAGCGAAGCGGAGUACAUCGCGCUCAGCCUGGCGAUCCAAGAAGGCAAGUGGAUCAAUCGCUUGCUGUGCGAGAUCAUGGCGGCUGCAAACGAAGAAGGACCCGAGCUCGUCAUCCGUGAAGACAACCAGUCGUGCAUCAAGAUGACGAAGAAUCCGGUCAACCACGGCCGCGCUAAACACAUCGACAUCAAGUACCAUCACAUCCGUGAUGAAGUCAAGCGCGGCGAAGUGAAGCUUGAAUACUGCGAGACGACGCUGAUGUUGGCGGACAUCAUGACGAAGGGACUUCACGGACCGCGUCACAAGGACUUGACGGCGGCGCUUGGCAUCCGUGCGUGUUCCGAUUGA